GGCAUUUCGUUCACUCUAUUGCGCGAGUAGAGUUGAGAAUUAAAGAGGAAUCGUGAAUUUAACGUUCACGUUAAAUAUAUCUACGGAAAGUCCAAGCGUUUAGCAGUCAAUUAGAAAUCCUUUCUCAAGGAUAAACAUCGAAUAUACGGUCUAAACUCCGACGAUUAAUUCAGGUGUCGCGAGGAAAACGUUGAAUCAGUCCUAUCAGCCAUGGCUGCUAUGUCCGUGAUUGGAAUCGACUUUGGCAACGAGAGCUGUUAUGUGGCCGUAGCACGCGCUGGUGGUAUUGAGACAAUAGCUAAUGAUUACAGCCUUCGAAACACACCAUCAUGUGUGGCAUUCAGUGGAAAAAAUCGAAUUCUUGGUGUGGCGGCUAAAAACCAAAUGGUCACCAAUAUGAAAAAUACAAUUCAUGGCUUCAAACGUCUAUUAGGUAGAAAGUACAAUGAUCCUCAAGUACAGAAAGAACUUCAAUUGUUACCUUUUAAGGUAACUCAGCAGGGGGAAGGAAAUAUUGGUAUACAUGUACAAUACUUGGGAGAGGAACACAUCUUUAGUCCUGAACAAAUCACUGCAAUGUUGUUCACAAAAUUAAAGGAUAUAUCUGAAACUGCUCUUCAAACUGUUAUUAACGAUUGCGUUAUUUCUGUUCCUUCAUAUUAUACACAAUCGGAGCGUCAGGCGUUGCUUGAUGCCGCAAGAAUCGCAGGCUUGAACGUUCUUAGAUUAUUCAAUGAGACAACUGCUACUGCUUUAUGCUAUGGUAUUUAUAAACAAGAUUUACCUGCACCCACAGCAACCCCAAGAAAUGUAGUUUUCGUCGAUUGUGGAUAUGCUAGCUUGCAAGUAAGCAUUUGCGCAUUCCACAAAGGAAAACUGAAGAUGUUAGCAAGUGCUGCCGAUAGUCAGUUAGGUGGAAGGGACAUAGAUUCUAUUUUAGCUGAACAUUUUUGUAAAGAUUUUCAGUCACGUUAUAAAAUUGAUGCACGUACCAAUCCACGUGCAUACGUAAGGUUACUAGCGGAGGUAGAAAAGUUGAAGAAGCAAAUGUCAGCCAACUCAACGAUGCUUCCCCUUAACAUCGAAUGUUUCAUGGAAGAGAAAGAUGUACACGGAGACCUGAAACGUGCAGAUAUGGAAGCGAUGUGUGCACAUUUAUUUAAACGCGUGGAAUUGACAUUGCGGGCAUGUUUUGAAAGCUCCAGAUUGAAAAUGGAGGAAAUUCAUUCGGUGGAAUUAGCGGGUGGUUCUAGUCGUGUACCUGCUAUUAAACGAUUGGUGGAAGAAUUCUUUGGUCGACCUGUGUCCACAACAUUGAAUCAAGAUGAAGCUGUCGCUCGAGGUUGCGCGCUUCAGUGCGCAAUGUUAAGCCCUGCGGUAAGAGUACGUGAAUUUUCUGUCACGGACAUUCAACCGUAUCCAGUGAAGUUAACCUGGAAUGCUGUUCAAGGUGAAGACGGUGAAAUGGAAGUGUUUGGACAGAACCAUCCUGUACCGUUCUCAAAGAUGUUGACAUUUUAUCGAUCGAGUCCAUUUAUGCUCACUGCGACUUAUAACGUACCACCGCCCGGGUAUCCUCAGACUCACGUUGGUGUGUUUGUAAUAAAGAAUGUAAAGCCAACACCAGAGGGUGAGUCUUCGAAAGUGAAAGUAAAAGUGAGGAUAAAUUUGAAUGGAAUCCUCACUGUUGCCUCGGCUUCCCUUGUUGAAAAACGCGAGCUUACGCAACAGGAGAAAGAAGAGGAGGAAAAGAAACUUCAGCAGCAGCAGCAACAACAACAACAAAUGGAUGUUGAUCAACAAGCGGAGAAAAAGGAUAAGCCUGAUCAAGAUGCACAAGCAAACGAACCGCCAGCACCAGAGGUAAGCAUGGAUAAAACGAGACGGAACUCAGAUGCUGAUGAUGGUGGAAGAGGUGCGAGGGGUUCUGCCCCUUCCUACCCCUCCAGGAUUCUCUCUUGGUUCAGCUCGGGAGACGACAAGGGCGAGGACAAUAAACGUAAAAAGAAAGUUCCUGUUUGUACCGUUGACUUACCAGUGGAGGUACAUGGAUUUGGUCUUUCUCAGCGUGAUUUGGAUGCUGCACAACAGAAAGAGUGCAAGAUGGUAUCCGAAGAUAAACAAGAAAAGGAACGCGUUGAUGCCCGUAACGCGUUGGAAGAAUACGUUUAUGAUUUACGUGCUAAAGUGUCAGACGAAGACGAAUUAGCCACAUUUAUUACAGAAGCAGACAGAGAAGGACUUUGUCGCACGCUAAACGAAACUGAAGAAUGGCUUUACGAAGAAGGAGAAGAUUGUCAACGACAAGUUUACGUAGAACGGCUAGUACGCCUUAAAUCACAAGGUGAACCAAUUAAAGAAAGGCGACAAGAAUUCGAAGGCAGGCAUCACGCGUUCGAAGAAUUAGCGGGAGCGUUACAAUUAGCAAAGAAAGCUGUGGAUCACAUUAAAGCGGCCAAUGGGAAAGACGACAAAUAUUCCCACCUAACAGACGAAGAGGUGAAAAAAGUUGACAAAACUGUGCAAGAUAAGUGGGCAUGGCUAGAAGACAAUCGCAUGGUUCUUGCCAGCAUACCUCGCACACAAACGCCACCAGUUACUGUUGCUCAAAUACGCGCAGAAAAACAGUCGUUGGAUAGUAUUAUAUCGCCAAUUCUAAACAAACCAAAACCUAAAGUCGAGAUUCCAAAGGAAGACAAAUCAAAAGAUAAAAAUGCUGAAGAUCAGAAAAAUUAUCAAAACAACAGUCAAGGCGAUGGCCAGCGACAGGCUAAUCAACAACAACCACAAGAAGACGAGAUGGACGUUGAGUAACAUUCAUCCCAUUUUAUAUGUUUUAAUACUAUUGAAUCUAUCAUGAUUAAAAUAAUGAAAAUUAUUUCAUCAUACAAGUCAUCUUUAUCAUGUCACAAAAGCACCUGAUUCGUUUUUAGUUAGCACAUGCGAUCGUUUCGUUUUCUUUUUUUUUCCUUUCACUAUUAUUAGAUGUGAUAAGCUGACCUAUUUAAGGACAAAACGUCAACAAUUUAAGUAUGUCUAAAAUUGAAGAAUUUUUUCCCUAGAUUACAAUGGAGGGAGACUGUAUGUGUUCAUAUUAGAUAUUCAAUUAAUUUGACGAAUAUUAUUUCGCUGGAACAAAUAAUGAUACUUCAAGAAUAUUGACACGUAAUUGAGAAUGCACGCCAAAAAUUCUCUGGAAUAUUUCAUAAUUUUUUUUUUAUUUUAAUUAAUAAGGGUAUGAAAGAUUUCCCUCAUAGGAUUGUAUAUUUUCUAUUUCGUGUUAAACUAAAUGGCUAAACCAACACUGUAUAGAACGUUACGUAAGAAAUGUAGUUCCUUAUUUUUUGGUAACAUGUCGUAACCCUCCAAUAUUAAAAAAUUCUGCAAUUUUUAAUAUACUAAUAAUAGGAAAAAGUGUAACUAAAUUUUCAUCAGUGGAGUACUCUAAAGAGAUCCCUGAUUUCAUUGCCAGUAGGAAGAUUUAAUAUUUUGCGACCUAUAAUAUAUAGGACAAAUGAUAAGUUAGAACUAAUGAAUAAAUUAAAUUGUGAAGUAGAUAA
Dufourea novaeangliae is the source of this 3560-nucleotide messenger RNA. RefSeq names its product 97 kDa heat shock protein (gene Hsc70Cb). The record is from RefSeq and is a predicted model, not a curated record. Gene Ontology annotation, cellular component: nucleus; cytosol. NCBI's taxonomy places the organism in Eukaryota, Metazoa, Arthropoda, Insecta, Hymenoptera, Halictidae. The transcript has 12 exons. Bases 211 to 2814 code for a protein of 867 amino acids. Gene Ontology annotation, molecular function: ATP-dependent protein folding chaperone; ATP binding. Gene Ontology annotation, biological process: protein folding.